AUACACCACCAGCCCUUCCCGUCACCGUCUUUAGUACCCUCUCCCCGAAAACACUGCCGCCUCCUCCAAACCCAAACGAAGCCCACUCCCCGGUUGCCAUCGAGGAAGAAAUCCACCCUGCCGCUUGUCGUUGGUCGUCGUCGUGGCGCCCAGCAGGAGGAGGAAGGAGGUCGACGUGGGUUGGCCGAGAUUUCAAACCGCAUGUUCCUCCUUGGCCGGCCGGUAUUUUCUUCUUCGUCCUCUCCUUCCCGUCAAGCUCGCAGCGGCGGCGAGAAGCAGAGGUCGUGCGGUGGGGGCGGUAACUAUUCAGGUCAUCCUGCAAGAAAUUGAGUAAUGAAGAUAAAGGAGGGAAAUGCGGGUCUAAUCAUAAACUUCGAGCUACUGCAUUUGCU
Messenger RNA from Linum tenue, 392 nucleotides. Lineage: Eukaryota; Viridiplantae; Streptophyta; Magnoliopsida; Malpighiales; Linaceae. The record is from the annotation of a GenBank genome assembly.